This is a messenger RNA of Trichoderma virens Gv29-8, 528 nucleotides long. RefSeq lists its product as uncharacterized. Gene Ontology annotation, molecular function: L-methionine (R)-S-oxide reductase activity; protein binding. The record is from RefSeq and is a predicted model, not a curated record. The transcript is spliced from 5 exons. Gene Ontology annotation, cellular component: cytosol. Bases 1 to 528 code for a protein of 175 amino acids. NCBI's taxonomy places the organism in Eukaryota, Fungi, Ascomycota, Sordariomycetes, Hypocreales, Hypocreaceae.
AUGGUCCACGCCGAUGCGUCCAACUUUGCCGAGGGCAUCACCAAGGAUGAUGCCUAUGAGCAGGUGUUGCUCCAGGCCGAAGGGCUCUUUUACGGUCAGCGCAACUGGGUUUGCAAUCUUUCCAACGCUGCCUCACUGCUAUGGCAUGCCUACAAGUCCCUUGCCGCCCCGAGCAGUGAGGUAAACUGGGCAGGAUUCUAUGUGCUGGAUCCCACUGCCAGUGAGCAGCUCAUCCUGGGACCGUUCCAGGGCAAAGUUGCCUGCCAAACGAUCAAGUUCGGAAAAGGUGUGUGCGGCACUGCUGCGGCCACCAAGACUACGCAACUAGUUGAGGACGUGGAGAAGUUCCCCGGCCACAUUGCGUGUGAUAGCGAGAGCCAAAGUGAGAUUGUGGUGCCCAUUCUGUCAGGCGACAAAGUCGUUGCCAUCAUUGACGUCGACUGUGCCGUCUUGAACGGAUUCGAUGAGACGGAUAAGAAGCACCUGGAACGACUUGCCGACCUUUUGUCAAAGAGCUGCGACUGGUAG